Schistosoma spindalis is the source of this 1494-nucleotide messenger RNA. NCBI's taxonomy places the organism in Eukaryota, Metazoa, Platyhelminthes, Trematoda, Strigeidida, Schistosomatidae. The record is from the annotation of a GenBank genome assembly.
GGUCACUCGCUCCGCUCGCGUCUGUGUUUUCGCGCUUUACUUGAUUGGGAUGACUGAGGUUCAGUCGAGUGCUGGUGCAGAACAAAAGUAUGGGGGUGCUGAGGGGGCAGAUGCCAUGUAUGUAAAGCUUGUAUCAUCAGACGACCAUGAAUUCUACGUUCGUCGAGAGCAUGCUCUUACGAGCGGCACCAUAAAAGCAAUGCUUUCGGGUCCAGUUAAAAAUUGUUGCCACCAUAAAAUCCUAGUUAAUUUUCAUAAACAUUAUUCAUCCAGUUAUAAGCUAUGGUUGGUCAGGUUACAUAACUUAAUCAAUGAUGGACGUCCAUACAUAAUUGUAAACAAUAUUGAAAUGUGUUGCGUCAUAGUGAUGUUGAGUGUUAUCGCCUCUUUCAUAAUUUAUAGGGUCUUAUGCCAAUACAAUUUCUGACACUUAUCAAACAUUUUCCAAGAAGUUUUGGGUUGCCUUAACAGCUGAAAACUGCAUUCAUAUCAGUCUUCUGUUAUAAGAAUAGUAGGCAGGUGAACAUGUGCUAAUUCUUUCAGCUUGUCUUCCAGUGAGAAUUCAGCUUUUUGGAAAUGUUCACUGAUGAAGCUGGUGUCACUUGUUCGGGUAAGACGUAUUAGUCAUUGACCACUCAAGUACAGAAGCACAACACAUUUUAUUAUAUCGCAGUUUCGCACCUUCUUGCUAUGACCUCGAAGAUUUUUAGUCUGGAUGAAGCACCAAAAUAAGACAUCGUCUUUAAAGAUGUGAAGUGCCAAUAUGGGGUUACCUCGUGUUCUGUGAUACGAUAGGAAGAAAAGGUUCAGGCGUUUUAAGCGCUCAUCGUGAGUUUGGAAAGACUCCACUAACACUGUUUCUUUAUUUAAUGUAUGAAAACAAUCAUUAUGGACCAAUACGGCUAUCAUAUGCCAACUAUCUUUCGUCAAUUUCAAGAGAAUGAAACAAAUGUUGUACAUUUUCGUGAAAUACCAUCACAUGUAUUACAAAAAGUAUGCAGUUAUUUCGCUUAUAAAGUACGUUAUACAAAUAGUUCAAGUGAAAUACCAGAAUUUCCUAUUGCACCUGAAAUUUCAUUAGAAUUAUUAAUGGCUGCUAAUUUUUUAGAUUGUUAAUUCAUUAGUUAUUAUUAUUAUAUUAUUGUUACUAAUUUUCUUUUAUGGGUUUCGUUUUUUCUUUUCUUGUUUUAUCCUAACGAUUAUCUUGUGGAGUACUCAUUAUUGUUAUUGGCUUAUUAUUAUUAUUACUAUUCUUAAUAAGCAACAAGAAAAAACAGACAGCGAAAAAUACCUUCAUUAUUCGUAUUACUUCAGUUCUUUAAGUGAAUGUUUUUUUUUCACAGACACAAAAAAACAUACGGUGAUAAUUAAAAAGAAAUAGUAACCAUUACUAUCCCUACUACUACUAUUCCUACUACUACUUCUGCCUCCUUUGUGCUUCCUCUGUUUGAUUCUUAAACAUAUUAAAGGCAAAAAAUAUAUAUUAGUACUUUC